AUGUUUAAAUCCUCCCAACAAAAAGAGGAUUCUUCUUCCUCGACAACGAAACCACCCCUCUCAACCACUGUCACUUCAACUGCAUCAUCAGCUGUCAAAUCGCUCAACAGCAAACUGCCAUUUUUUAAGAAGAAAAUAAAAUCAACUGCAGCAGCUGAUUCAGCUGUUAAUAAUGACCAGGGCACAUCCCUGAACACCACAACACCACAUUCACAACCCCUGCAAACCUCAAUGCAUAUCACUAAAGUUAGUUGUACCAGUACAACUACUUCGACUACUACAUCAAAUACUAUAACAUUUACUACUACUAACACUACUGUUACUAACAUUACAACUUUUACAACAACAACAACAACUGCUGCUACUAAUUCAUUGAGAUCAAACAUCUCUUCAAAGUUCUCAGAUUUCAUGUCUAAUCGACGACUCGGGGAAACAUUUAAAAUUCCCCACCACGGUGAACAAGAUGUGGAAAAAUCAGCAAGGAAGAUUGGGUGUGGUUUGUCAUCCACCUCGAAAGCUGUUGGAGGUGGAGCUAAAGAGUUAGAUGUCAUAUCAAUCAAGCAGAACCAGGACUGUCACUCUCAAGUUCCACACGUGUCGAUAGCUAGUCAACAACUGCAGCAACAUUCUCAACAGAAAUUAAGUCAGUUACAAACUAAUCAAGCUUCUUCUAGUCAGCAAACAUUUAGUCAACUGCAGCAAUCGCAGCAGCUUCCGCAGCCACAACAGCAGCAAUCGCAGCAGCUUCCACAGCCACAACAGCAGAAACAUCAUCACAAUGAAGGGCCCACAAUUAAAUCUGGCAAAAAGUUCAAUCUUGGCCUCACGUUUAGAAGAUCAAAGCUUUCCUCUGACGUGAAGUCAAGCAAGCAACAACAACAACAUCAAAAAAAACAGCUGCAUACUCAAUCGCUGCAGCAGCAGCAGCACUACAACAUCACCACAUCAUCGUCAUCGGGCAAAAAUGCAAGCAUCAAUCAACAACAACAACAAAUUGCAUCUAACAACAACAACAACAACAAUGCGAUUCCAAAACUGCAGAGAAAACGAACUUUUGAGAUGAAAGAUUUUGAGUCGGCUGGACUGCUAAGAAAGAGGAUAAGUUCUUUGAUGGAUUGCUCUUCAUCUCACAGCACUGACCUCAGCGACACGAACGACAACAUUUCCAACGACGCCACCAACAACAACAACAACCUAAAUUUAUACAGGACGUUUUCAGAAGAUUUUUGUGAGAAAUCAUAUUUCACAGAAUUCAAAAACCUCAACGACAACAACAACAGUCACCUGGACAGCAGCAACAACAACAACGACAACAACAACGACACCUACAUCGGGUCGCCGUCGACUUCUAGUAGAACUUCGAGUUUCGGAAUCUUGAACGACAGCUACAUGCUAGAGAACGCCCUACCCUUGGACUGCACGCUCGCUGAUGAUGCCCUGCUGGUCGAUGGAGAGGACGAUGAGCGCCGUGGCGAUGGUGAUAACAUUGAUAAUGUUAUUGAUGAUGAUGACGACCGUAAUAAAGCUGUCGGUGAUGAUGAGGAUUCUGAUGGUGGUGGCCACAACAAAAAAGGUGUCGAUCAUGAUGAUGAUAUUAAUGAUCAUCAUGUUGAUGAUGGUGAUGGUGGUGGCCGCAACAAAGAGGUUGUCAGUCAUGAGGAUGAUGUUAAUGAUCAUCAUGUUGAUGAUGAUGAUGAUGGUGGCCUCAAAAAAGAAGGUGUCGGUCAUGAUGAUGAUGUUAAUGAUCAUCAUGUUGAUGAUGAUGAUGCUGGUAAAAAGAUUUCUCAUAAUGAUGAUGAUGAUGAUGAUUGUAGAGAUAAUCGUUAUAGAAAAGGCCUGAAUGAUGAUGAUGAUGAUGGUGACGGUGUUGAUGAUGAUGACGGUCAAAAUGGUUUAUGUAAUGAUGAUGGUGAUAAUGUGAACUUAAACAUGUGCGGCCAUGGUAAAAAUGGUAAGGAUGAUAAUGAUGAUGAUAAGAAGAAACUUCAUGGUGAUGGUGAUGGGGGUAAGAAGCAACUGCAAGCUGACGACGACGACAGUGGUGUUGGUGGUAGUGGUGGUAGUGGUGGUGGUGGUGGAACAAAAUUUUUUGGUGUCAGUCUAGAUGGUAGUGGUGAUGCAACAGCAACAUACCAGACCCCUAUCAACUAUAUCAGCAUGUAG
Messenger RNA from Helobdella robusta, 2163 nucleotides. RefSeq lists its product as hypothetical. The coding region runs from base 1 to 2163 and encodes 720 amino acids. Lineage: Eukaryota; Metazoa; Annelida; Clitellata; Rhynchobdellida; Glossiphoniidae. The record is from RefSeq and is a predicted model, not a curated record. The transcript is spliced from 2 exons.